GCUCCCGCGGACCGCCCCGUUAUUAUUCGACGAGCGACUGACACCGAAACUACAAUGUCAAACAUUCUCGGGACACCGAGCGCUUCCGUGCUCGCGCGCGCAGGGGAGGACCCGUCCUGAUUUCUUAAUACACGCGCAAAAUCUACGAUCAAUCUGAUGGUGUUUCUGGAAGCUAAAGACUGAGAUGAUGUAUCAUCGUUCAGACAAGGUGGAAGUGUGAGUGAGUCAGGGAGACAUGGAGGUGAUUAGAAGAAAAGACUCAGACUCCAACGGCUUGUUCUCAGACAACUCGGACAAUGACUGUGAGCACUUGGGGGCUUGUGGGCAGACGACUGCAGUGUGUUUGUGUGAAAAUACCCCCUUUACCAGCUUCUGUGAUCAGCACCCACAGGAGGACUCCAGUGUGAAGUGUGUCCAGUGCGGUAAGAACAGAGCCAUGAUCACCAGAUACUCAGAGGGUUACGGCACAGAGGAGGAGUGUGUUCAGCCUCAUCUUCAGGGAGACAGCGACGCAGACGCAGACAUCGAGGACACGGACAGCAGGCUCCAGAUUGUGGGUUCCCUCCAGCGAAUCAGCUCCCGGAAGAGAAAGCGUCAGCGAAUCACGCGGCAGGACACAACGGAGAGCGAAGACGAUGGUGGGCGGAGCCACAGGACGCACCGCUGGAGUCUACGGCUCAGUCCCCAUCGCGCACAUAACAAGGCCAUCCUGGAGGAGAGCAUUUCUCAGGUGCGGCCGCUGGUAAUCUGCCGCUGUGCAGCGCGAGAGACUCAAACCGUCACAGACGACAAACCCGACAGCGGAAAAUGGACCCUGGCAGUGUUUCCCGUCCCUCUUUCUCUCCCUGUGUCCUGUUAUCUGCUCAUCGUCCCUCUCUCCGUAUCCAUCAUCAUCGUUCUCGUGUCAUUCCUCUUACCGUUCACAGAUACUUGACAUUGCCUUAAAACAUCGCUUUUACAACCCUCUUCAUCAUAUGAAUCAAUUAACCUUUUAGUUGUGUCUACAUGUACAGUAUAUUAGACCCUUUAUACAGUGUGAUCUAUAGAAGCUUUGGUAAAUAACUAUGAGAUAAAAAGUAAUAA
Molecule: messenger RNA, 1083 nt
Organism: Carassius carassius (crucian carp)
Lineage: Eukaryota; Metazoa; Chordata; Actinopteri; Cypriniformes; Cyprinidae
Exons: 7
Coding region: 236-934 (232 amino acids)
Source: RefSeq, a predicted model, not a curated record